AUGUCUAGUCUUCCCAAGCGCCGGUAUCAAAUGUUGUCAACCGCGGUAGAUUCGUCUCCUGAAGUGACGCCCUCGGGGCAUCCAAUCGAGUGGGGUACUUCAACUACCCAUGCCUGCACACUGAAUGGAGAAGGUUACCCUCACAAUGGAAAGGAGGCAUUGCCGAUAUUGAGCGGCAAGCAAGUUUUUUCAUAUUUGUCAACGGAAUCACCCCAGAACAUGUCCCCACUCCCGCAGAUUUACGAUGCCUAUCAACGACAAGGCAGUUCCCAAAGUGAAAGCUGGUUCACCGCCAGUUCGCUGAUGGAUUCCAGUUUGGACAGCUCACUAGAAAUGCAAAUACCCAGUGACAAAGCACCCAUAAUAUAUGGCGAUAAAUUAGGAGAGGAAACCUUAGUAAAGCAAGUUACAAAUCCCUUCUGUUUGGCCUCCAGCCACCAUAAAACAGCGGAAUGUAGAGAGGACUACAAACACUGGCCAGCGGAUCAACUGGGGCUAGGCAUGGCGAAUGAACCGCUUACUUUGACAUCUGUUCAGUCUGCUUCGCUCAACACCACCGUUAACCCACCACUCUACACUCUACGGCAUGGUUUCUCAUCCAGUAUUAAGUCAACUCAAGGAGAGGUUAGUAAAAACUCGUCCGUAGACAAGGAGAUGCUGGCGAACACCGCACCAUCCGCGAUUUUACGAAUAAAGUGGAAGCGCUUUUUUGCAUCCAGGAGAGGAGACACGCAGUCUCAAGGAGCGAAAGAUGCAAGGCACAAGUUAAACACAUUGCAUAUCCAAAAUCCUUCUAUUAAUAGUGUUCCAAUUUCCCCAAUUAACGGCCUACAGAAAACCGAGGAAAGAGCCAGUGGGGUAGCGAAACUCAGUACAUCUGUUGGGUUGCGCGAAUCGUCACUGAUGCCUGAGUUGCUUGGCUCUAAGGAUGGCUUACUAAACGAAGAGGAUGAACCUAGCGUUAAACAUGCAUCACAGAGCUCGGAUUAUAUGCGGCCAGCAGCUGAUGUGCGAGUAGAAAGCAGGGAGCGCAAGGGUGACAACUAUGGUCGGCAAAUGUCUUCUCCCGCAGUUUGUAUGAGAAAGCCUGCACACCAGCUGAGCAAAGAUCGAAUUCGGAAGAAGACUAGAGUAAGUUUAGCAUCACCCAGUAACUUGGAUGAAUUAUUCAAAUUGACGGACUCUGGGAUACAAUUGGAGGCGGAACACUUCUGUACAGACCAUGCACAGGUGCAAGAAAUCAAAUAUGGUGAAUCGCGGCGGAAUGCAGACGAAAAGAAUGUGGAUUUGGAGUCACAUCCAGUAACAGCAUACCGAUCGUCCUUUGAGUUCAAGGAACCUGUCCAGAGUGGCUUAGUGGAAAGGAAAGUCCACGUCGGAGCGUUGGCACUAGCGUGGGCAACUGGAGAGCGGAAGACAAAAAAGGAAUUUACUGCAACAGAGCCCACACGUGAAAGUCAGAUAACAAAUCGCCGAACAGGCCUUUUACCCUCAGCAGUCCAGGCAGCGGUGGAUAGUGUGAGGGCCAGUCCGAUAUCAACUGGAACCAUAUCACGCCAGAUACUGGGAAAAUUUCAAGCACAAAAACCAUCGGGUCACUUACAACUUCCACGCGAGGAUAGUGUCGAGUCAAAAGAUGAGGGAUCGGAAAGAAAGAUCGGACAAAGCCGAUUAACUGGUGACUCUCCUUUUUCCUUGAAAUUUCUUCCAUUCAAACGAAAACUAUUUCACAAAUACCGGCCGAGUCACUAUUCUGAAUAUAAGCUUCAGCGGUCAGAGGAGGAACGUACCGAAGACGAGGACUUAGGCAAAUGGAUGACUGAGGUGGACGAAAAACCAACUGGACCGCGAGCGCAGAUGCGAAGAGGUGGGAUGGACAUUGCUCCGAUGUGCCCUGCCGGUGGUCCAUUUAACGCGAAACAGGCACCAUCGUUACAGAAGCCUCAAGCUCACAACAUUAGCUGGCGGCUGAGUCGACGGAAGAUGCUGAACGAAAGAAGACGAAAAGUGGCCGACUAUUCGUUGGGGUUUGCUAUACUUGGUAUUCUGCUUAUGGUCUUUGAACUGGAAUUCCUGAUGGCAAAGGUCUACGUUCGAGAAUCCUUUUAUUCUUUGUUGAUGAAAUCAUUGAUUAGUGCAUCCACCUUCAUUCUGACAACACUGAUUCUGCUCUACCACGUGAUCGAUACACAACUUUUCUCAGUGAAUAAUUGCAUAGAAGAUUGGCGAAUCGCUACUAGCUGGAAACGGAUCAGCCUCGUUGCACUCGAGGUGAUACUGUGUCUCAUACAUCCUCCUCCUUUCAUUUCCAACUACGAUUGGUCGACAGGUUCCAUGGUGAAAUACAAGCCAUAUUCCAUACAGCGAACAAACCAGGUGUUGAAGUCAAUGAACUCAAGCGACAUUCCGCUUAUGUACCUCAAAACCGGCAACCAAACCAAUUGGCUCAACUCCAAGCGCACACAUUUUGAUGCCAGUAACAACUCAAACACAGGCAUCACACACAUGCAUUCUGUGGAACCAACUCCACUUCCUAUCAGAACCGCUGGGAUAGACCUUACCGGUCCGAGAUCAGAAAAUAUUUCCCUCGAACUCAAUUUGUGUAUUCCAAUGUUUUUUCGACUGUUUUUGAUUUUUCGCGUUCUUCUUUUACACUCCUCCUUUUUCACUGACGCUGGUUCCCAAAGUAUCGGAGCGCUCAAUCGAGUAAAAAUCAAUGUCCGAUUUGUUCUAAAAACCCUGGCCACCGCUCAACCUGGUACCAUGUUGCUCAUCUUUAUACUGUCAAUGUGGGUGGUUACGAGCUGGAUAAUGCGUGUUUGUGAGAGAGAUCAAAACCCUGAAUACGAAAAAAUGUUUAACACAAUGUGGCUCAUUGCAGUGACCUUCUUGAGUAUUGGGUAUGGAGACAUGGUACCAAGUACCCACUGUGGACGUUCCACCUCUGUUAUCGCUGGCGUCAUGGGAUCCGCCUGUACUGCAUUGGUGGUUGCUGUGGUAGCCAGAAAGUUGGAGUUGUCGCGAGCGGAAAAACAUGUGCACAAUUUUAUGCAGGACAACAAGGUAUACAAACAGAUAGCGCCACCGAUUUGCGAGGUCGCGAAUCAGCCUUCGUUAAGGAAUCAAGUAGGAUUCAUGGUAGGUGUGCCUUAA
This is a messenger RNA of Dicrocoelium dendriticum, 3153 nucleotides long. The record is from the annotation of a GenBank genome assembly. Lineage: Eukaryota; Metazoa; Platyhelminthes; Trematoda; Plagiorchiida; Dicrocoeliidae.